UUCUCAAAUAAAAGCUCAGCUUCGUAAGAAAGCUUAUGAAGAUGCUGGACUGCCAGUCCCUGCAGAAGAGAAAUCUCCAAAGAAAACUACACAGAAGCAGCAAGCUUCCGGAAGAGGAGAGCCUCAAGCAAAGAAACAGAAGACAGCUGAGGUAACAUUGAGUGCACUAAAUGCACCCGAGGGUGAUGUUGAUAUUGAGGGAAUUGGGGACCCUCAUCCCAGGAAACUAGAUUUUGAUUCAGACGUAGAUUCCAGCAUGCUGUGAUGAACUGAAGACCAGAAAGAUGUAAUCACAGUAAAUAACAGUGCCAGUCUGUGCUAGAAGGGACAAUAAAUGCUUCCCUCAACUGAGGAGGUUAUGUUGUUAUCAAUUUGUUUGUUUGAUAAUGGAACAAUAUAUCUUGAAAUGUUUUUCCAAAUUUUGUCUCUUGUUGAUAUGUUGCUGUAAUGAGAUUUUUCCGUCUAUCAGUGGAUUUCCAACUUCUUGGGAGCCAAAAAUAUCAUAUUAGAGGUCGAUGCAGAGGGCCCCCUGGAUCUCAAGCCACAUUUUCAGACUUUUUCACUGAAUGGCAGUUCCAUCCCUGUUGUUGUCAUUACAAACUUGUAAAUACCAUGACAUAAGUGUAAGAUGGGGGCUUUACUCACAGGAUGCCAUUAGUAAUAGAGUUUUAAAAAAUGUUUUAAGAAACUGUAUGAAGCCAGUUACUUUCAGUUGUUGUGCAUAUUUAAACAGUUACAUGGUGUACAAGGUACUUGUUAAGUAGUGUAGAUUAAUAGGCUGAUGUAAAUUUGUCUACCCAUGUAGAUUUAUUAAUAACAAAUUCACUUUUGUAUUCUCUGGAUUUAGUUACAAAUUUAAAGUAUUGUUAGCUCUCUGCUGCAUCUGUGGUCUUUUUCACAUUGACAGCUUGAUGAGCAACUGAACAGUGCUUUUUAAUUUUGAUUCAAAAUUUACCAAAUUAAGCCUUGGUAUUUUUGUAUAGGCUUCUUAUGCAAGCAAUAACUUUCUUGUGUAAAGGUGACAGCCCACGGGUCUUUACUGCAGCAAAUAGAACUUGGAACAAAAGUCUGUAUUUAUUUCUUAAAUGAAGUCUUACAGGCUUUUAUUGCCAAUCUGUAGCAAGCACACAGCAGGACUUUGGAUAUUUUAUUGUUUAAUAUUUAUUAAGCAGCGUAUAGUUUUCAAAUAUUGAGAUCGACUGAAUGUAAUAAACACACCUACAAGCAUUU
Lingula anatina is the source of this 1230-nucleotide messenger RNA. Its product is annotated as BPTF-associated chromatin complex component 1. NCBI's taxonomy places the organism in Eukaryota, Metazoa, Brachiopoda, Lingulata, Lingulida, Lingulidae. Gene Ontology annotation, cellular component: MLL1 complex; NURF complex. The record is from RefSeq and is a predicted model, not a curated record.